Uranotaenia lowii is the source of this 648-nucleotide messenger RNA. RefSeq names its product 40S ribosomal protein S19a-like. Gene Ontology annotation, cellular component: cytosolic small ribosomal subunit; ribosome. The record is from RefSeq and is a predicted model, not a curated record. The transcript is spliced from 3 exons. Gene Ontology annotation, molecular function: RNA binding; structural constituent of ribosome. NCBI's taxonomy places the organism in Eukaryota, Metazoa, Arthropoda, Insecta, Diptera, Culicidae. Bases 81 to 551 code for a protein of 156 amino acids. Gene Ontology annotation, biological process: ribosomal small subunit assembly; translation.
AAACAAAACACCCAAAUGUCAAUUCGUUCGCCAUCUUGGAUUCUUUCCUUCUCUUUUUCCGGUUGCGCUAAGAUUGCAAGAUGCCAGGAAUCACCGUCAAGGACGUCGAUCAGGACAAAGUUGUCCAGGGUGUUGCCCUCUUCCUGAAAAAAUCAGGUAAACUGAAGGUCCCAGAUUACGUCGACCUCAUCAAAACCGGCAAAUUCAAGGAAUUGGCCCCGACCGACCCGGAUUGGUUUUACGUCCGUUGUGCGUCGAUCCUGCGUCGCCUGUACCAUCAGAGCCCGUCCGGGGUUGGCUCGAUCUGCCGCAUUUACGGUGGCCGCCAGCGAAAUGGAGUGCGCCCGUCCCACUUCUGUCGAUCGGAUGGCAGCGCGACCCGAAAGGCCGUUCAGGCCCUCGAGCAGCUCAAGCUGAUCGAGAAGCUUCCUGAGGGCGGUCGCAAACUGACCAGCCAGGGCCAGCGGGAUCUGGACCGAAUUGCCGCCCAGAUCGUGAGCAAACAGCGGGCUGCCCAGAAGAAGGAAGCAGCUACGAUUGUAUUGUCGUAAAAAAAGGAGUUGUGAUGGUGCGCAUCGUGGAGUGUUGUAAUGCCCUUUUCUGAUGGAUGUACGAUAAGUUAAAUAAUAACAAAAGAAUCCAAGCUAA